Cyanistes caeruleus (blue tit) is the source of this 1051-nucleotide messenger RNA. The record is from RefSeq and is a predicted model, not a curated record. NCBI's taxonomy places the organism in Eukaryota, Metazoa, Chordata, Aves, Passeriformes, Paridae.
CAAACUUCAUCUGCCGUAUGAUGUCACCUUGUUUACCUCGCAUAUGUGUACGCCCACGCAGCAGGAUACUUGAACUUGCAAAACCCAAGACAGUAUUUCAUGAAAGCAGUCCCACGCUUGUAUGGGGAAACCAAGAGACAAUAUGGCCCCUCUCAGGGGGUGCUAUGACAGCUCAACCAUCUGCAAGAAUAUUGGCUCUAUCCAGGCCCAAGGAAUAUUUUAGCACGUACCAGUGCAGGUGCAGACCAAUGAUCGGUGGGCGUACCGCACUAGCAAAGUUUGGCUACCCUUCUGAACGGCUGCUGAGGUUGGCUGAACCUAAAAAAAUCCCCACUGCUGCUCUGGUGAGAAGAUCCCCUGAGUUGUCCGUGUCCCUGGCUGCACAGAACUAUACUGCCUCCAAGCGCAUACUGGAGCUUGCCCAGCCAAAGAAGGUGCACCCAGACUUCAUGCCGCCCAGAGAGGUGCCAACACAAAUUUCCAGCUUUGCAACCUUGGCCAAUGCAUCAGCACGGGUCCAGAAGCUCGCAGAGCCCUUGAUAAGGGAGACAACCUGCUGCACUAAGCACACCCAUCCUGGUGAUCUCAUCUCUUCGGUUUCCAGGUCAUCUCAGAAGGCAGUUGCAAGCCCUCGGACCAUUGAGCUUUCGAAGCCGAAACAAGUCCAUGCUAAGUACAUGCCCCCACGGGAUCCUGAGUGGCCUGUGACAGAAGCUGCCAAGCACGCAGUGGCUACACCAAGGGUUGUGGAGCUGGCCCAGCCUAGCACAAGACCUCGUAUGGGCUUGACUACACUCAACCCAGAUGCAUUCAAAGUGAAGGAGGCUGCUAUAAAGGCAGCUUGUUCUCCACGGAUCGAAGAACUAGCUCGACCAAUUCAGCGCUAAGCACCCUCAGAAAUGCUCCUGCUAUCUGCCCACAUCACCCCUUGGAACAUCACUCUCUCUGGCCUGUGCUGUGGCUCGAAAAUCUCCUUGAACACAGUGCAGAGGUAGCACUCAGCAGGAGCACUUUCUGUGAGUUCAAAUAAAAGCAUCAUUCCUUAAGAAUA